CCCCGUCUGGGCCACCGACGUCAGUGUAUGUAACUGGGAUUGGACCAAGAAUAUUACAAAUAUUCUGGCAACCGCCUGAGGCUAAAAAGCAAAAUGGCGAUAUUAUCGGCUACCGUCUUUGUGUAAAGGAAAAGCGUUUCUUGUCUCCUUGUCGAAAAUACGUCACUACCACGCAGAUGAUGCACACAGUGGACGAAUUGAAACCAUACACUGUAUAUAAUAUCCAUGUUGAAGCCAAGACAGCCCUUGGUUAUGGACCUGCACAAUAUCUAGACCAUCGAUCUGGGCAAGCAGGUAACCCAAAUUAUUCUUAAAUCUUAAUAUUUUCAUUCAGCCGAAGUAACGAAAGUUUUUGAACUUGCAACUGUGUACAUGAACCUUGGGAAAUUACAGGGAUUAUUUAAUCUUUAUCUUUUUCCCAGCACCGUCAGCUCCACCCAAGGACGUUGCCAUCAGAUCCGUGAGCUCGGAUUCAAUUGAGAUCGUGUGGGGAGCUCCCGAUAUAGAAACACAAAAUGGCAUCAUAGUUAUGUAUGAAGUUACUGUCUAUCAAGAAAUGUCAGACUCCAAAGUUCAGAAAAUUACAAGCUCUUCAAUGCGUGCCAACACUACCUUGUGGAAAGUCUACGACCUAAGCUCGCUAACUGAUUAUAUAUUUCACAUUAAAGCCGGAACUGCGGAAGGAUUUGGUCCAGCGGUCAUUAUUCAUAAACGUAGUGACGGUAGGCUAACAUAUCAUUCUUAUAAUGUCUAUUUAAAGGGGAAAACAGCCAAACAUUAUCUAUUUCUGCCCGUUUAUAUGGUCCGACUUAAUCAGGACAAUCAAUUCAUCAAUUCCCAGGAUUGGAUAAUGAACAUCUCGCGUUUGAAAGUCGAUCCGUUUCUGAUUUUGGAAUUAUAAAUAUUAUUUUUUUAUGAAAGCCAAAUCAACAUUUUCAGUCAUGUUGCAUAAAAAAUUGUAUGUAACGACUUUUAUUAUUUGUAUGCACAAAUAAUAAUGCACAAAACCUGCUAAAGUUUCAGUGCAAUAAACUGGAUUUUAAUAGGCUAAUUGACUAUUUUAUGAAAUCUCGCAGACUCCCAUAUUAGCCAAACUCAUCCGUUUUAUCAAAUAUUUUUCAAAAAAAUGUAAAAUUCCUGUAGUAAAAUUGUAACAAAAUUAGUCAGUUGGAAUUGGUACAUUUAAUAUGAUUGGUCAAUUCAAAUACAGGAAGUUAUGAAGUUUCUAAAGAACUUCCUCAAAAUCUUGAAGUAUUUAUUGAUCAAUAUUUUUCGGAACGCUUCAGGACCUCCUGGCACGACUGUAAGUGGUUUCUAGAAAUAAUGUUACAAGUAUGGCGGUUAUGAUAAGAGUUAAUCUUAGGGUUAGCUGUUUUAGACGAAGGUUAUAGUAUUGGUAUUAGGGUUGCAUGGAAUUAGGAUAAGGAUUGAGGUUGUUACUAUAGCAAUUGACUCGACUUAUGGUCACUAUCUAGAUACUUUAUAUAUAUUGGGAGGAAUUUUUCUGCCCUACUGAUUUUUUUGCGUUGUACCGGUCAUAUUUAUUUGGAGGUCGUAUUGCAAUUUUGGUACUCGUUGCCUUGAAGUUUAUUGUGGACUAAAAGGUGGUUGCCAGACGUGCACGUGGUACUACUACUUGUAGCUCUCAAACGAAUUUUUCGUUGUACACUGGAGUGUCAGAAUAAUAUGAAACUAGUUUUUAUAUGUCUGAAGAUGGUUCCGAAAUAAAAUCACAAGCAAUGCUUAGAGGGAUUUGACAGGUUUUGGUAUUUUUGAGUGAAAUGCCGCAAUGUGUAGUCCUUUGUAACAAGCUUUAUAUUAAUGUUUGUGGUUUUUAGGUCGCAUUGGGCAACCAGACAAAUUUUCUGAAGGUACGCAAAAACUCUUUUUUAUACGAUAAAUUUAGACGGUUAUGUCGGUGUAUAUAGGUACUAAUUACUUGACAGAUAAAUAUAACGAUAAAUUGAAGUCUGAAAGUUGUUGAAUUAUCUCCGUGAAGCCUCAUUUCUCUGAUAUAAUCUUCAGUCACUGAGUUUAUUUAAUCUUAUCUUCUAUAGCCUUUCUACAUAUUAAAAGUUUGUUUAUAAAUAGGUUGACUAACAUCUCAUAAAUCUGAGUUCAUGUGAUCCCCCUGAACAAAGUUAAUCCCAGGGUAGAAAUAUUUUAAUUUGUCUCUUCAUAAAUAGUCCAACAUUAUUGCUAUUAGCCUCAGGAAAUAUUAUUGGAGGUAUAAAUUGUAACAUUUCUUGACAAUUUCAGGAACUAAGCCACUACACACUAGUUGAGUGCAAUACAGCUAGAGCCUGCAUAUUAAAGCAAUGGGCAUGAUUGUUAAUUAACAUACUGUAUACAUCCAUAUCUUAUGUUGGUUUAGGUAAACUGACUGCAGGAGGUAUUGCUGGUGGAUCUAUCAUGUUGGUUGUGCUAAUCACUGGUUUAAUACUCAGUAUUUUAUGGAACAAAGGAAUGCUGCCUCAUACUAGGUAUAUACAAGGGGCUGUUAGUAGUGCUGUUAGUAGUGCAGUUAAAGUAGUUAAUGCAUGUCCUCUGCAACUGAUUUCGAUUUCUGCCAUAUGCAGUUGUUUGAUUUUAAUUUCGCCUCAGCCGCAUUGAAGAAGAAUGCUUCCAGUUUUUUAUACCGAAACCUACAGGGUUCUCCAGGUACUCCAACUUCGUCCUAUAUAUAUUUAUAGUGCGCCAGAACGAGAUAGCUUUAUUUAGUCUGUAUGGAGAACAUAUAGACUUUAGAUUUGCCCCUAUCAUGACACUGACACUAAUAACGUAUCAGAUGCCUUAAGCUUUUGAGAAAACAGAAUACUUAACAAUUAGUCGCCGAUGGCGAGGUGAUUACAAGCCUAUAUUCACUGAGCCGAAGGCGAAGUAGUAUCAUUUCAGUAUUGAAAACGUUUUAUUUAUAAAUACAAGCUUGCCCGGUGUGGAUAUGCACUCAGAGUGACUUAUCACAAGCAUAAUAUUCACCUGAGUACAUUACACCAACACAGAAAAAAAUCAAGUAUUACACGUGUUAAUAUAUUCUAUGAAUAUAAUUUGCAUAAAUAAUUUACUUCCGUCUGAUUUUCAGCCAUUUUUUUGAGAAAAGCAAUAGUUACUGCUUAGAGCAGUCUGAGCAGUAUUAAACUAUUGCCUCAGAGUUACUGCUGAAGCCAAUCAGAAUUCUGAUUUAGUGAUUGGCUUCAGGAGGGAGCUGAGGGAGCCAAUAAAUCAGAAUUCUCAAAGGCCACUUUUCAAUACUGAAAUUAUACUAAAUGUAUAUAGAACUGACAGACUUAUCGAUAUAAAUAUAUUUAAACUGUGUGUACUGACUGAGCUUCUAAUGUGUAAGGCUACUGUGGCAGAUGCAUUGUUCAACUAUGAGACAAGAGGGUGAAGAUUUUUGGUCGAAAGUAUAAUAUACUCCGCGGAUCUUUUAAUUUUUGGCAUUCCACACCGGCCAUACUAAUAUUGUUCAGUAUUAAUAUGAUGACCGUUGUGUUGUGAAGGUGAAUACACUAUCCCGAACAACGUCACAAUUUGGGUUAGGAUAUUAAGAUUAUAUUAAAUUCGAAGGUUGUCAGUACGGAAAUUGACCCAAAUUCGUGAGUUAAGUUGUGUUUCCUAUAUAGAACGAGAAAAUUAAAACUUGAAUCAGAACAAAAACAAAGACGGAGGAGAAGACGAAAGCGCCGUCGACGGCGAAGAAGGAAGAAAAAUAGGUUUGCGUUUGAAACGAAUAUCAUUCUUUAGUUUAUAUUGAAACUGUAGCGAAAUGCAUAGGCGUACGGGGCGGGGGGGGGGGCAGAUUGUUGGGCAGACUAGGCCAUCGGGGCCGUCGGGCAAUAUUCGCUUCACAGUCGGGCAAUAUUGGCUUAUUAUAAAAAUAAAUAGGCGAAAUUCUCUCAAUAUUAGAGGAAAUAUGCUAUAUAAUAGUCGAAAAUGGUGGAAAAAUAUAAAUAUUAUAAUAAAUUAUAAUACAUUCCAAUUUGCACGGGAAAAUUUUUUUUUGACCAGUCGGGCACAAUGGGAAACAGUCUAUCAAUUUUCUUUCGUGUAAUCAACGAUCUCAAAACGUUUUGGCAGAGAAAAACAAACUCAGUGGACAGUGAUAUUAUGUUAUGCAUUAUGUUUUGGAUGUCGCAGUUAUGCUGCAUAUUUUCUUUUGAUUCUCACUAGAAAUAUCAUUCGGCUGGUUUUUUUAAAAAAGAGCGUUUAAAAAACUUUUAUUAAUUUUCGCGAAAUUGUUAAUGUUUUAUAUAUGUGUGAAACGUGAAAUAGCUGAUUCGUAGGCCUCCCCCCCUUAUUUUUACCACCCUCAAUACUUGAGUUUCACGAAAGAUUUAAUACUUAUUCAACGUAGACUUUUUUGAAUUUUCAUACUUUGCCCCCUUCCAGAUCUCCGCUAUACAAUGUUGGUAUUUAGGUGAUAUAUGUGUUACAAAUCUACUUUAUCUGAAUGCGUAAUCAAUAUUGUUCAGGGGGGCGGGGGAGGGGUAAUCAGAACAAAAGGUUAGUUCGAUUGAAAAAAAUACUCAUAUUUUACUAAAUGUUUUCAAAUUUCGACACACGUUCCACUAAGUCUAUGGAUAUACAAUAAAAAAUGAUAAAAUCCAAGAUUGUAGUCUAUAAUUAACCAAUAGGCGUACGAUACAGGGUGGCAAAUGCUAGGAGAAAUCAAGAAAAUUCGGUUAUUUCAUUACAAUCUGGUUAUUUCAGUACAAUAAUCCUUAAAAAUUCGGGCAAACUGCCCCCGGAAUGCUUUAGCCCCGUACGCCUAUGGAAAUCGAACGCGACACUGCGAUUCUGGCUCUGAAAUACACACAGCCCAAUUGUUAUUUAUCUCUCUGGUUUAUAUAUUAGAGGUAAUUUUCUGCAUAUCUACAUAUUUCAGUGAGCCAGCAGUAACAGCGGUUAAAAUACAUGCCUCGGAUUCUGUAUAUUCUGAGAUGAAUGACUAUGACGCUCCAAAGCAGAAAGGUAUGUGAAUUUUUGUUUGAAAAAAAUACAAAUUAGGCAAGAGUCAAGCGCUAUCCCGGACGUAAAUCAGGCAUGGUAUAUGGGGUUAUAAGGUACAUGAAAAUAUACUGGAUCAUACCCUCAGAAGGAGGGAACCUGGAAGGAGAAGUCUAUCCAACUUCCAUCUUGAUUUUGUCUCAGAGAAACAGGCUUUUAAAAUGUUGACUAUACAACGAUCAAGUACUUUCUUCUUUUUACGGUUAAUUAUUCCAACUUGCCACAAUUUCUUCAAAGCAUCUUGAGACCCCCCCCCCCAGUCAUCAGGUGGUCGGCAAAACUUGAGUCCCAGUCGGCAAAACAUGGAUCAGUUUGGAUAAGAAGAAAAAAUAAAAAUAUUUGAGUGACACCGAUUAAAAAUUAAGAAUGAUAGCUAAAAUGUGGAGAAUUGACGAAUACAUUAGGGAUAUAAGUGAAUUUUGCAUUGUUAUCAAGGGCAAUUUCGCUGAGUCAUUAAUAUUUCUUUUCCCAAAAUUGUUAGCGAGCGGGAGGAGGGGAGGGAGAAGUAGCGGCGGCUCAACAUCAAAAUAAAUUUUCCCGGCAACAUAUUUGCCAUCUUAUUUUGUGCUUAACCAUCAUUGUUCGUUUCAUUUUUCCCUCCCCCCAUUCAAAGAGGUCUAGUGCCACUCGUUUCCCUUACCUAAAAUCCUUAACAAUUCCUAGUUACGUCUUUAUGCAUGAGUGAUGCAUGUGUCUUGGAUAAAUGAUAUUUCCUUAUACCCGAAUACUUUCUAAAAGUUAAAUGGCUUUUGUACCAGUAUCACCUGUAUGCUAACCCUGGCCGGCUUGGUGAAUACCUUGAAAAUUAUACACAAGAUGAGUUCGAGUCGCAAAUGAGUUGAGCUAAUAAUUUCUCUUGAGAACUUGUAUUUAAAUUAGCCCACACGCCCACGUUUCUGACCGUAAACAUUUUAAACAGCCCACUUUUCGAAAUUUGUCAGCCACUUGAUCAUGAUUCCUCUUGGAUGAAACAUGCAGGCUGUUGUGGCAACCUGUUGAGGUAAAACAACUAAAUUAGUUUCCAUAUAUUAAAUGCAUUUGCUAACCUGUCUACAAUUUUUCGUUGAUCUUUAAAGGGAAUAUUUGCUGUUUUCUUGUUUCCAAAACUUUUGUAGUUUUUGUGCCCCCCCCUGUGAUUUUUAUCAAGACUGGAAUUUUUUUGUAGUGUAAUUUAAUAGGAUUUGGUACUAUUAAUCGCAUAUUAAAACACUGUAAUUCUAAUUGAUUUCUAUACAAUUCUAACUAGAACGAGCCUUGUAAUGAUUGUAUUUUCUUGUUUUAAUAUGAUAAAACUAUAAAGUUUAAAGCAUCACUUAAAAUGCAAGAAUUCGUGUUUCAGUGACCCUACAAUAAACAAAUUCUGAUGGUUUAUACCUCAACGUCUCCUAGAUGCGCCUCCCUUGUUACAGGACUAUAUCACUGAGUUGAAGCGAGUAAUUACAACUUUCGCUGGCGUUUGACCACCAAAUUUCAUCGACUCUCAAGCAUUUUCAUUAAUUAACUGAAAUAUUCGGUCUACUUACCGAUAAUAAAUCAAUUGUGAAAUUGACGAAUUUUGGAUGAUAUAUAGUAACUGAUCUUAAAACGUUUUUAAAAAUUUUUUUUUAGUGCAAAAUCAUAUUACAGGUGAAGAACUUUAUGGCACUGCUGGUGAGAAUAUUUACUCUACCGGAAAAACGAUACCCCAUCCUGAGAUAUAUGCACCCGUUGCAAAUGUCGUCGGUCAAGAUAUUUAUGGCACCUCGGUUACUGCCACCAUGCAGGAUAUAUACAGUACCGCACCCCCCGGAAUGGAUAUCUACGGUACUGCUCAACAGGUUAUCAAUGGAAAUGCUCUCCAGUCAGGAGGUGAUAUUAAUGGGAUACGAAAAUCUAAUACAAUUCUGCCAAUUAUUCCACGACCAUCAGUGUUACCUCCAGUUGUUCCUCUAGAAGCAACUUUGUCGUCUGGUUUUGUUAGACUGUCUUCCACAAGAUUAAAUGACCCGGAUUUCAACUUAGAUCCUAAAUCUCGUUCCAACACCACUCAAAAUCUUUCAUCUAUUGCCUCUAAUGCAACAUCUCCCCCCGUACCCCACAUGGGUACUGGUAUUCAAAGCACCCGAAGUGCUACUUCAACCGCCGUUAUCCCGCAACCAUCCAAAUUCACACCAAUUAUGUCUACACUAGCACCUGCCAUAAAGGUUGAUACCGCUUCCUCGAGGGUUAGUUCUAAUCCACUAUCAAAUAUGCAUAAACCUAAUGGCAUUGAAUCUUUCGGUACACCAAGUACCCGUCAUCAUUCUACUAUGCAGCGUAAUUUCAUUGACUUGACGUCAUCGCAUAAUCCACAAGAAACACGUCAUAUAGCUGCUUCUUCUAAACUUAUCCCUGAGAUCUCACAUCAACCAUCGAUACCUAUACCGUCAAUCUCAAAGAAAAGGAAAUCAACUGUUCCUACUGUUGAUUUAUGA
This is a messenger RNA of Paramuricea clavata, 7460 nucleotides long. The record is from the annotation of a GenBank genome assembly. NCBI's taxonomy places the organism in Eukaryota, Metazoa, Cnidaria, Anthozoa, Malacalcyonacea, Plexauridae.